Andrographis paniculata is the source of this 674-nucleotide messenger RNA. RefSeq lists its product as uncharacterized. Gene Ontology annotation, biological process: nucleoside triphosphate catabolic process. The record is from RefSeq and is a predicted model, not a curated record. The transcript has 2 exons. Lineage: Eukaryota; Viridiplantae; Streptophyta; Magnoliopsida; Lamiales; Acanthaceae. Gene Ontology annotation, molecular function: nucleoside triphosphate diphosphatase activity. Bases 83 to 460 code for a protein of 125 amino acids.
UUCGCCACUCACACUCACUGCCCCUCUCUCUCUCUCUCGUCGUUUUGCCUUCCGCUGUUCACACCGGCGAAGAAUCCGCACUAUGAAUGCAGACAAGCACUGCGGAGAGGAUCAGAAGGUCACUCUCGAUCUUCUCAAGAGGAGAAUGGAUGAAUUCGCCAAGGAACGAGACUGGGAGAAGCACCACACCCCGCGCAACCUUCUUCUCGCUAUGGUUGGGGAAGUGGGGGAGCUUUCAGAGAUAUUUCAAUGGAAAGGAGAGGUUAAAAAAGGCUUACCUGACUGGAAAGAAGAGGAAAAGGUUCACUUAGGGGAAGAGCUUUCAGAUGUUCUUCUAUACUUAAUCAGGCUAUCAGAUAUGUGUGGGAUCGAUCUUGAUCGAGCUGCCCUUAGGAAAAUUGAGCUGAAUGCAAUCAAAUAUCCGGCGAAUCUCUCGAAAGAUGAUGCUGCUAAACCCUAAACCCUGCAGGCAGAGGUAUGUAUGGCUAUGCCUUAUCUUUUGAACUUUGAUUAUACUUAUGUGCUGAAUAUGAAAGUUUUUUUUUGUGUGUGGGGAGGGAAUAUAUAAUAGGGUUUGCUUUGAUUUGAUUUUGUGGCAAUGCAUGCAUGGUGUUCUUGUUAGAAUUUAAGUUUUUGGUACUGAUUUGGUUGAUGAUUUCUUUCAAUAUCUGCAA